GCACUAUCAUUGUUCUCGGCGUCAUAAAACUACACAUUUAAAAACAUUGUUGUGUCCCGAACUAAAUUUUCAGCGAAACGUUGAGUUGUCUGUUUGCACAAGUGUAUGACGAACAUAUAAUAGGUUUUAAAUUCACGAUUUUUCCAUAACACAGUAUUGUCUUGAUAAAGUUAAUCGCUAGUUUGUGGAAAUGACGCCUUUCGUUAUAGCCGUUUUGAUGGCGACUUCUGCUAAUGCCGACUUGUUCCCUGGUGGCCUGUUUCCAAAUGGCCUCUUCCCGAAUGGACUGUUUCCAAAUGGACUAUUCCCGAAUGGUGUAUUCCAGAAUGGGCUGAAUAUGGAUAUGCCGCAGAUCACUAUUCCCCCCAUCCCGGCAAUCACCAUCCCACCGAUCAACAUUCCCCCUAUCACCAUUCCCCCAAUCCCCAUUCCUAAGAUCCCCACAGCGGAGGAGAUAGCCAGUAUGAAGGGGAACGUCAAUGGGGUUUCCAUCAGCACUGUGAACGGAGUCACCACUGUGGUGGUGAACAAAAAUGGGGUGGUGAAAAAAUAUGAGAUCGACCCAAAUUCUCCGGACGCUAAAAAAAAUGGAGCGAGCCAAUCAUCAUCGUCGAACAUAGUGGUAAGCAACGGCAGCCCCAACGGCUACUACCAGCAGUCGUCGAUGACCUUUGUGGGGGGGAACGGGGGAGGAGUCGCCAAUAUCAUACAGAACCUUGAUGGUGACGUCACACACGAGGUCGUCGACUUCUGAUAAUAUUAUCAAUAAGGAGCGAGUUCCGAACUAUCACCCAGUGUAUUAGCCCCCUAGUAAGAAUGCAUAAUAUUAUUUUCUACAAGGUGUAAGAAAACUAAGUGAUAAUACUUAAUGGUGUGUAUGUGUCCCUUUUAUAGAGCUCUCUGUGAAAGUAGCAGCGCUGAAAGAGUUACUUUUUUUUAAACUUUUACAUGGGAAAAUCCCUGACGCUGCUGGGGGCUGGGGCGCUUGCUUAUCCAAAAAAAAAAAAACUCUAUCUUUCAUAGUGUACUCUGAAACAUACACACCAAUAGGUAUUAUCGCUUAGUUUUGUUUUACCCUGUUAUUAUUGCUAAUAUUAGACAUAUUAUAGGUGAAACCAUGAGCGCUGGCUAGUAUACUGGGUUAUAAUCAUGGAACGCAUCCAAUUAAUUUUAAGCUCUUUAUAUUUUUUGGUUAUCGCUUUUCAUACACUAUAAAUAAAAAUUAUAAUAUGCUAUAUUAUAAUGUCUAGACUGGUGGAAAUGACCCUCAGUUAUUAUUGUUUUACUUUUUUACGUUAAUGCUUAAUUUAAUAUUUUGUCAAAUUAAUUUAAAAAAUAUUUAUGGACUUAUCAUACCAUUUGAAAUAAACUAAAGUCAUAUUUCCUUUAAAAAAGUCAUAGUUUAUUUACGGAAAUAGUUUAAGAAACUCUAUUUAACAGGACACAUUCAUUUAACUACACAGUUAAGUAACAAGGUCUUAGAACAUAUUUAGUGAGUAGUGACAAUAAUAUAAUAUACUUAGGUAUUAUAAUAACAUUGUUACAUCGUAACGGAGGCUACAAUAUUUUACCUACCUACAUUAUUAAAAAUUUUUUUGAUGACUAUAAAACAAUAUUUUGUUAUGUAGUCAUCAAACAUUUUUUUUUAUUUCAAAGUCGAUGACUGUUGUUCGUAACAACAUUCAACAAUGUACCCCCGGUUUUUGAAAGGUCUGUCAAAUCACUGAUCAAUUAACACUGUUGUUAAUUUACCAUGGAUGUCAAAUCAGUUUGAGUUUCUGAUACAUUGAUCAUCCGAAAAUUAACUAAUCUAUGAUCAUUUUUAAUUUGACUAGCGAUUUGUUUGUUUUCGUUUAUUGCUUCACUAUUACGUUAGACUAUUACCUAUCAAAAAUGCAAAUUAAAUGUCAAAAGAAGGAAUUGCAGAAUGUCAUUGCUGUCAAAAACGUUCUGGGAAUUUCAAAUCUGAUACUUUCUGAAACAUUGAUCAGACGAAAAUUAACUAAUCUGUGAUCAUUUUGAUUUGACAUGCGAUUUGUUUA
Molecule: messenger RNA, 2042 nt
Organism: Aricia agestis (brown argus)
Lineage: Eukaryota; Metazoa; Arthropoda; Insecta; Lepidoptera; Lycaenidae
Exons: 7
Coding region: 191-754 (187 amino acids)
Source: RefSeq, a predicted model, not a curated record